UUUCAGAAAUUCUAGAGUUGCCUCUACCUGAUGUGAGAACAUGUCAACUCUAGUACUAAAACACAUGCAUUAAAGCAUGAACUAUUAAGAACGUAAAAAACUCAAGUUAUAGACAGAGGUAGAAAGUAUUAACUUGCAUGUGUUAACGCACAGCUUUUGCUAUGUCAGUAUGGUUCUCGCUAAAAAAGAUGACACAAACGACAAACGCACAAAACAAAAGGUCGCGUCAUAAAAAACAGAUUCGAACAGUCCCACACUAAGAUACUUUGCUACAUUCCAUAUGGUCCCACUGAAAAAAAGACAUAAACUACACCAAAUGAUAGGCCUCCUGCUCCUGGUAAGCUCUUCGUCAGAUAUGCACAUUGGUUGUUUCUUUCCAAUCAUCAAAAGUUGUAAUCUGCUGGUGAAAAAAAGGCACAAAUGAAAUCAGCGCAUGUCGUGUAAAAACAAAACUUUGCUGCUGUAUAUGUGUGUCAUACUGGUAGAAACAUAACACAUGUAAGAAAACAAAGAAGAAACAAGAAACUUUUGAGGAAAAAGAAGAUAUGAAUUGCAUCUGUUUAAGUUUAUAGUUGCCCAAACAAGUGUUUAUAGUUGCUCCUUUAUAUUCUACAACUACUUUGUUCAUAAAAGGUCGUGCAUGCUCUUUGCUGCUGUAUAUGUGUGUCAUACUGGUAGAAACAUAACACAUAUAAGAAAAACAAAAGAAUAAACAGGAAACUUUUGAGGAAAAAAGAAGAUAUGAAUUGCCUCUGUUUAACUUUAUAGUUGCCCAAACAAGUGUUUAUAGUUGCUCCUUUAUAUUCUACAACUAGUUUGUUCAUAAAAGGUCAUGCAUGCUUUUGUGGUGGGCUAACACACAAAUUGUUGCAGGUUGAUUGUUCAUGAUGAUUGAUCUGAAUGAACCACCGCUUGACGUAGAGUCCAUCAACAUUUCAGUCGAGUUGGGUGUACCCUUCUUGCAUGCAGGGGGUGAACAGGGACAUCAACAACUGGAGGAGGAGGUUGGUGAGUCUCCUGACCCCAAUAUUGGAUCUAACACUACUCAUGUCCCGGACAAACGUGUUGCCACUCCCCCACCUAUGGUUGCUCCUGCUAAUGCUUUAGUUCAUGAGGCACGUGAGUUGGAAGAUGAAGAAGCUGGAUCACAGCCACAACAACCUUAUGUUGGCAUGCGCUUCGACACUUUAGAGGAUGCGAGGGAACACUACAAUCGCUAUGCUUUGAUGGAGGGCUUUUCAAUCAAGUCAAAUACGUCUUACAGGUCGGCCUACACAGGUGUGUUGGAAAAACAUCAAUUCUGCUGUAACAAGUUCCGCAAACCAGUAGAGAGGGUUGGGAUCCCGGAUGUUCCCUCGUCGAGCAAAAACACUACAUGUCCAAGCUCACCUGAACAAGAUGUUGAAGAUGAUGUCGAGGAACACACUUUCAAGAAGAAGAGGAAACGGGAAACUGUGAAGCGAACAAAAUGUCGUGCUAAGAUGGUGGUGAAGCUUAAAGAUGACAGAUGGGAGGUUAUCACUUUUAUUGUAGAUCAUAACCAUCCACUGAUUGAGAAGCCAUCGCUUUCGAAAUACCUCCGUUCCCACCAAGGAAUCCCGCCGGAACAGAAAAAACUACUGACUCACCUAAAUGACUGCAACUUCACAGCAGGAAAAAUGAUGAUGUUAAUGUCAUCAUACUACGGCUCGGAGUUGAUUGUUCCGUACACAGCUAAAGCCAUCCAUAACCACUGUUCGAAGCUCAACUCCCCAACUAAAGACAUUGACAUUGAAGAAACACUAAACUACUUUUGCAAGGUGAUGGAAAAUGACCCAGGAUUUUUCUUUAAAUGCAAGACAGAUGCGGAAGGCAGGACAGAAAACUUGUUUUGGGUGGAUGGUGCGGCACGAAAAGCAUACGCGGAGGCUUAUCAUGAUUGCGUGUCAUUUGAUGCAACUUACCUCACGAACAUGUACAAUAUGCCGUUUGCCCCUUUCAUUGGAAUCAACAGACAUGGGCAGUCAAUAAUGCUCGGGUGUGGAUUUGUCCGGCAGGAACUAGCGUCAAGUUAUGACUGGUUAUUUGAUGCUUUCCUAGAAGCAAUGGAUGGUUUGGCUCCGGACAACGUCAUCACGGACCAAGAUGUUGUUAUGGCACAAUCUAUCAAGAGGAAGUUCCCGGCAACGAUUCACCGUUGCUGCCGUUGGCAUAUAAUGAAGAAAGCACAAGAGAAGCUUGGCCCCGUGUUGGCUAGGAACCCAGAUUUGGUAAAAGACUUCAAUGAAUGCAUUGACUUCAGCUUCACCCCGGCUGAGUUUGAAAGGAAAUGGGCUGCACUUCAAUUGAAAUAUGAAGGUCUUAUGCAUGGUCACUUUGAGAAACUGUAUGAGGAUCGGGCUACAUGGGUGCCGUGUUACUUCAAAUUCAGGUUCUUCCCUUUCCUUCAGUCAACGCAACGUAGCGAAGGGUUCAAUGCUGUGUUGAAGCGCUAUGUGAACCCACACAAGUCAAUUCUCAACUUCGUCAAGCAAUAUGAGAAAAUUCAGGUACACAUACUCGUGAGGGAGGGCGGGAACGACUACCGGACAGAACAUCUAGAGGCACAAAGAUGGUCGUGUUUCCCCAUUGAGGGGCAUGCCUACAAAGCAUACACUAGGGACAUCUAUGUGAAGUUUAGAACUGAGUUUCAGAUGAUUGGCCAGUACGAUGUGCGUCCUGCUGGAAUCAACUUCUAUUACCUUGAGCCCAAUACAGAAGAAGUCCUAGGGUAUGGCUCGAGGAAGUACCUAGUCGCAGUGAGACCAGAGCCAGCUAUCUACGAUUGCGAAUGUUGCAAGUGGCAUAGAGACGGCAUGCUUUGUUGCCAUGUCUUGAAAAUCUUCACACACCUUGGCGUUAAUGAGAUACCUGAACACUACAUCAAGCACCGCUGGACGCAACAUGCAGUACCAAGUGCACCACCGCCACCUAACGAGGGCCCUCCGCAUGACUUGCCCGCUGAGUCAGAGAACCAAGUUCGGCAAGUGACUCUGACAAUGGAUUUUGCAAAGCUAGCCAAGAAGGCAAUGACUAGUGAUGAGGCAGCCGCUGCAGUUAGGAGGCACAUGAAAGCAGCAGAUACUGAGGUUACUAAGCUGAAUAAACUAAGGAAGAAGAGGCUAAAGGCAGCCCGGGAAGCGGCUGGUGCUAGGGAAGCAUCAAACCCUAAUGCCUCAAGUACUUCAAACCAUCCUCCUGCCCCCUUGCUCCUAUGGAUCCACCUCGUUCAGUCACGAAAGGGCGCAGCCGCAGCAAGCGCUUCAAAUCAGCCCUGGAACUACACCCUAAGAAAAAGAACAAGUGCAGCAUUUGUGAAUCAAUCGAUCACACUGCUGCGACGUGCCUAGGGAAGCUGAUGUGAUCAUUACCACAUGAAGGGAAUGACCCCCCGGGCUUGCAAAACUAGCGGAAAGUAAGGGAAAAAAAGAGCAAACAGUGUCCUGGUAGAUGAAGCAAUUGAGGUCUGGUUUCUAAGCUAAUGUAGAAGGGAAAUCAAGCAACUGCUAGCUUCAAGAAAAAAGCAAACGAUGAAAUCAUUUGCAUGGAUUUCUUGUAAUUUAUGUGUUUUCCUGGCUUUAAAUUCACAAAUUGGAGACUGUGUGGAGGUAGAUGCUUGACAUUUGUGCUUAUAUUCCUUACUCGUAAAACAUGAAAAAACCUAUGAGCGCUUGUGAUUUA
Molecule: messenger RNA, 3699 nt
Organism: Aegilops tauschii subsp. strangulata
Lineage: Eukaryota; Viridiplantae; Streptophyta; Magnoliopsida; Poales; Poaceae
Product: protein FAR1-RELATED SEQUENCE 5-like
Biological process (GO): regulation of DNA-templated transcription
Molecular function (GO): zinc ion binding
Source: RefSeq, a predicted model, not a curated record